AUGGACAGGGCCAGGCGGCAGCAGGCACUGAUCCUUCUCCCCACUUGCCUCGCCCUUUCCUUCUCCCUCACUGCCAUAGUCAGCAGCCACUGGUGUGAGGGGACCCGGCGGGUGGUGAAGCCGCUGUGCCAGGACCAGCCGGGAGGGCUGCACUGCAUUCACUUCAACAAAGGUAAUGGUAGUGAUGGCGGCAUGGAUGAUGGCAACCAGGCUGUCCAGUACAUUUGGGAGCUGGGGGACGACAAGUUCAUCCAGCGCAUGUUCCAUGUGGGGCUCUGGCAGUCCUGUGAGGAGAGCCUCAACGGCACAGAUGAAAAGUGUAGGAGUUUCCAGAGUGUAGUACCAGCUGAAGAACAAGGUGUUUUGUGGCUGUCCAUCGGGGCUGAGGUCCUGGAUGUCCUUCUGAUAUUGAUAAGUGCCAUCCUCCUGGGCUCCGGAGUGAGUUGUUGCAGCUCUGGUUUAAACUGGCUCAAGGUGGAUGCCUCUGUGGCCAUUCUCAUGGUACUGGCAGGGCUCCUAGGCAUGGUGGCCCACAUGAUGUAUACAACCAUUUUUCAAAUCACUGUGAACCUUGGGCCAGAAGACUGGAAGCCUCAGACGUGGGACUAUGGCUGGUCAUAUUGCCUCGCCUGGGGUUCUUUCGCCCUCUGCAUGGCUGUGUCGGUCACGGCCAUGAGCAGAUACACAGCAGCCCUCCUGGAAUUCACAGAGAAGCAGAGGGCACAGAAAGGCAGUCGGCACUCUCAACACAAAUUCCCAGAACCUGAGGCUUUGAAGAAUGCUUGGGAAACAGGAGCUGCUCCUCGCCCUACUGGACAUGCCCUCACAAAUAUUUCUGGGCACCUGCCACCAGGUGCUCCAGGCAAGGUAUCUAUGUGCUAG
Carlito syrichta (Philippine tarsier) is the source of this 882-nucleotide messenger RNA. It is a transcript of the gene GSG1L2, whose product is annotated as GSG1 like 2. Gene Ontology annotation, cellular component: plasma membrane. Bases 1 to 882 code for a protein of 293 amino acids. NCBI's taxonomy places the organism in Eukaryota, Metazoa, Chordata, Mammalia, Primates, Tarsiidae. The transcript has 5 exons. The record is from RefSeq and is a predicted model, not a curated record.